Lagopus leucura (white-tailed ptarmigan) is the source of this 3232-nucleotide messenger RNA. RefSeq names its product YTH N6-methyladenosine RNA binding protein 1 (gene YTHDF1). The coding region runs from base 70 to 1755 and encodes 561 amino acids. Gene Ontology annotation, cellular component: cytoplasm. Gene Ontology annotation, biological process: mRNA destabilization. The transcript is spliced from 5 exons. The record is from RefSeq and is a predicted model, not a curated record. Gene Ontology annotation, molecular function: mRNA binding; N6-methyladenosine-containing RNA reader activity. Lineage: Eukaryota; Metazoa; Chordata; Aves; Galliformes; Phasianidae.
CCCGGAGCUCCCAGCGGCCCCGCCUCCCGCCCGGCCUCUGCUGAACCGCGGCGGCCCCGUACAUGAAUUAUGUCUGCCACGAGCGUUGACCCUCAGAGACCGAAAGGACAGGAUAAUAAAGUACAAAAUGGUUCAUUACAUCAGAAGGAUACAGUUCACGACAACGACUUUGAACCUUACCUUUCUGGGCAGUCAAAUCAGAACAGUAGCUAUCCAUCCAUGACUGAUCCUUAUCUGUCAAGUUAUUAUCCACCAUCUAUUGGGUUUCCCUACUCCCUCAGUGAAGCGCCAUGGUCUACAGGAGGAGAUCCUCCUAUCCCAUAUCUCACCACCUAUGGACAGCUCAGUAAUGGAGAUCAUCAUUUUAUGCACGAUGCUGUUUUUGGACAGCCUGGGGGUCUGGGAAAUAAUAUCUAUCAACACCGGUUUAACUUCUUCCCUGAAAACCCUGCCUUCUCAGCUUGGGGAACAAGUGGAUCCCAGGGACAGCAGACUCAAAGUUCAGCGUAUGGGAGCAGUUACAGCUAUCCACCUAGUUCACUGGGAGGUACCAUCGUGGAUGGACAAACAGGAUUUCAUAAUGAUACAUUAAAUAAAGCUCCUGGAAUGAACAGUAUUGAACAGGGAAUGGUUGGACUUAAGAUUGGUGGAGACGUUACGACUUCGGCUGUGAAAACAGUAGGUUCCGUUGUUAACAGUGCUGGGAUGGCAGGUCCCCUCUCUGGUAAUGGUGGCUCAAAUGUAAACUUGCCAGUAUCUAAACCGACUUCUUGGGCUGCUAUAGCUAGCAAACCUGCAAAACCACAGCCUAAAAUGAAAACAAAAACUGGACCUGUGAUUGGAGGAGCAUUGCCGCCUCCUCCUAUAAAGCAUAAUAUGGACAUAGGGACUUGGGACAAUAAGGGUCCUGUGGCGAAAGUUCCUGCUCCCCAGCAGAUACCUUCUCCUCAGUCUGUUCCACAGCCACAGCAACAAAUAGUUCAGCCUGUUCCAGCUCAGCCUCCUCCAUUGACUCAACCACAGUAUCAGAGCCCUCAGCAGCCGCCCCAAAAUCGCUGGAUCGCUCCUCGCAACAGAAAUGCAGCUUUUGGCCAAAGUGGAGGAACUGGCAAUGACAGCAAUUCGGCUGGCAGCACCCAGCCUAACCCUGUUCCAAGCGGUGAGUCCCAUCCCGUUCUUGAAAAACUGAAAGCUGCUCACAGCUAUAACCCUAAAGAUUUUGAAUGGAACCUUAAAAAUGGACGCGUGUUCAUAAUAAAGAGCUAUUCUGAGGAUGAUAUUCAUCGUUCCAUUAAGUAUUCUAUUUGGUGUAGUACAGAGCAUGGCAACAAACGCCUGGACAGUGCUUUUCGGUCCAUGAAUAGUAAGGGCCCGGUCUACUUGCUAUUCAGUGUCAAUGGCAGUGGACACUUCUGUGGAGUUGCGGAGAUGAAAUCACCUGUGGACUAUGGCACCAGUGCAGGUGUCUGGUCUCAGGACAAGUGGAAGGGGAAAUUUGAUGUCAAGUGGAUCUUUGUGAAGGAUGUGCCCAACAACCAGCUCCGACACAUCAGGCUGGAGAACAAUGACAACAAACCUGUUACAAACUCCCGUGAUACACAGGAGGUGCCCUUAGAAAAAGCAAAACAAGUGCUUAAAAUUAUUGCUACUUACAAGCACACGACCUCCAUCUUUGAUGACUUUUCUCAUUAUGAGAAGCGCCAAGAAGAGGAGGAGGUGGUGCGGAAGGAACGUCAGAAUCGAAACAAACAAUAAGGAUAUACAUAUACAGUUUGAUAUAUAUAUAUAUACUAGAACUGGUAUUAAAUUCGACUGAGAAACAGAAUUGAAGUAUUCUGGUGCUGUAUCCUGGCAUCAGGACCAACUAAAGCUUUCAGCUCCAAUAUAUCUUCUCGUGCAGGGGAAAUUAAGUUGUUGCAUCUUUGUAGUUUAUUUUUGCCCAAGUGGAUCUGCAUUAAUUUGUAUCUUUUUCUAUGUAAAAUUCUGUAGAAAUCAUUAAUAAAGGUGUGGCUCUUUUUAUUUUUUUAAGUUGGUAAACAGUUAUAUUAACCUAAUGUGGGACCUAUACAUGAGCAUACUAAAGUGUCAGUGCUUCCCAAAGACUUUAUUUUGGCACAAAUUCUGUUCCUAGCCAGAUGCAGAGAAUCAUGGAGAAUACAUGACAGACCUUCCUUUAUCCUCUUCCCACCCCCCGUUUCUUCAUGGCAAACGUAAGAAACCAUGCGUUGAUUUAAUUUUUCUUUUCUUUUUGCCAUUUCAAAACCUUUUGAAGAUAACUGCACUUCAGAAUUUAGAGAUGAGAACGAUGGGGUUUGAGAUCAGUUUGUGCAGCUGCUGUGCCUCCUUAUUUAUCUGUACGAUUACACUUCUCAAAUUGCGAACGCGCCAUCAUUGGUUUUUUCUGUCUGGUAGCAAAUCAAAUUGUCAGUGGAAUUGUUUCUCUGGACAAGAUUUCCCUUCCACAUUCUGUUAAGCAGUGCUUCAGUGUGCAUUUGUUAUACCAUAUCCUGCCGGGGGUGAGCGCGAUGCUUUCUCUCAGCCAUAAUUCUGCUUUAUGGUUUUUGUAGCUUGAGAACUAAAUAAUAAUGUGAUGCUAUCAACAUUGCAGGGGUUUUGGACGACGUGUUUAAACCUGUUUCAGCUUCAGGUGUUAUUAGUUAAUUGCAGAAUCAUUUUUAAUUCUCCUUCCAUUCCUCCCCCCGUCCCCCAAAUCCCAAUGCCAUUUAAAGUUUUUAUACCAAUAAUGCUGAGCUUUAAUAACGUAGGAACUAAUAGUAUGGAUAAUAUGAUGGAUUAUGCCUCAGAUGUUUAAAAUUGACAGUGUGUAUGUCUGAUUUCUUUCUGUUGGAUGAGUAAAAAAACCUGUUUUAAGAAAAAUGAAUUUGCUGUCAUGUUUUUGUGGAGUGAGGGGACUGUCAGAGAGCCUGUCACCAACUGGAGUUCCAAUUAAGCAUGGAAAUGGUGCUCAUGUCCGCUGCUCUAGCACACUGAAUCUGCACGUGUUUAUUGUAGAGGAUCUUUUACUAUAUUAGAAAGCAAGUAUCUUCUGAAUACUAUUUACUCCAAAAGGACCUCCAAUUUAAAUAAAGUUUAAUCUGUAUCAUUUAGACUUGUAUUUAGAACAUAUAACUGUCUCUGGACUGUUACUGCCUGUAAGGAGUAAUGGACAGCAUCGGAUUAACUUUUUCCUCUAGGAGAAUACAAGCCUUAAUAAACAAUACAUAUUUAGCAA